AUGUUGUACGCUGACUACAGAGAGACUGACUUAGACGAGGUUAUUCAGAUAGACACUAUCUUCUAUAACGUGUCCAAGGGAGACGUUGCCAAGCAGGCGGAUCUGCACAAGAGCUUCAAAACCGAUGACAAUCGCAAGAUAUUAUUAGAG
Messenger RNA from Sphaeroforma arctica JP610, 150 nucleotides. RefSeq lists its product as hypothetical. The record is from RefSeq and is a predicted model, not a curated record. NCBI's taxonomy places the organism in Eukaryota, Ichthyosporea, Ichthyophonida. The annotation marks the transcript as partial. The transcript has a single exon.